Molecule: messenger RNA, 1050 nt
Organism: Microthlaspi erraticum
Lineage: Eukaryota; Viridiplantae; Streptophyta; Magnoliopsida; Brassicales; Brassicaceae
Source: the annotation of a GenBank genome assembly
AUGGAAGCUGUUAAGAGACAGGAAGCUGAAUCCAAGAAGUCCUUUUGCAACUCAGCCGCCAUAGAAGAAAGAUUUGAAGACCAAGUUCCAGAAUGGAUGCUUUCAAAACCUACUGUUGAUUGCAUGAUUUGGCCUGAAGAGAUUACCCAGAGAGAGAGUCCAAUCGAGCUAGAAAGAGAAGACUCUUCCCAAAGAUUAUCCCCAAGACUGAUAACUCAGGAAAGUUUGUUGUGCCUUGUAUCAUCAAAGAUUGGAAAUUGCUCUAUCCCUACCGAUUUCCAGAUUGUGGAAAUGAGAGAGAGUAGCCAUAGACCUCUCAUAUUUGGAACCCCUUUCCUGUCUACUGUGGGUGCCAUAUUUGAUUUCCCCAAUCAAAGAAUCUCUUUCAACAAGGUGAACAAGGCCCAAGCAGCUUGCCAACAAGCAAGGAGUAAGACUAAGGCCCCUACACCAAAACCGCCCAAGGGAUCAACCAAGAUUGAAGAUGAGGCCAAGCCAAGAAGGAAGGUUAGAAAGCCUAGGUCUGGCCGCAACAUGAAGCUUCUAUUCCCAAAGGAGCUUAUUGAUGAGAAUCUAGAAGGAUUCAAGGAGAAAAUACUCAUUGCAAGGAGAAAAGACUUGGAGGAUCAAGAUGCCUCUUGUCUCCAUCUUCUCCUGAGCGCCAAGCCUUACAGUCAAGCUAAAGACUUAAAACAAGCGCUGCAUGGGAGGCAACCCAUGAGGAUAGAAGGAGAAAAAGGUGUGAAAACACAAUCCGCGCCAAACCAUUGGCCGCGGACGCGCAAACCGGUCGAGCCGGGAAGGAACGGCUUAUGCUCGGCCGGAUUACUCUAUCGCGCGACAAAACCGUCGCGCGGCACGCACGAACAGGAAGAACAGGCCGCGAUCGGCCGGAUUUUGUAUCGGAACGGACCGACCGUGCCGGUCGAUCCGGGAAACAAACGAUCGGCCUCGGCCGAAAUUUCUCGUCCAACGAAUUUGGCCGACCAAAUCGCUCGACCGCGACAAAAUCCAUCGGCCAUCGGCCCAAACUUUUCUCGGCCAAGGUAA